Messenger RNA from Gracilinanus agilis (Agile Gracile Mouse Opossum), 1179 nucleotides. RefSeq names its product small integral membrane protein 29 (gene SMIM29). Bases 481 to 789 code for a protein of 102 amino acids. The record is from RefSeq and is a predicted model, not a curated record. Lineage: Eukaryota; Metazoa; Chordata; Mammalia; Didelphimorphia; Didelphidae. The transcript has 4 exons.
GAUUUAAACCCAGGUGUGGCACAUUCCUUUGGUAGAUCUUGUGGACUGGCUGACUAUAUGGAUUGUAUCUGAAAUUAGGAGAGACACUUGGGUUUGUGGCCUUGGUUUCUUCCUCAGUCAAAAUGGAAAUUUUGCUAUUUGCAUUUGUAUUAAAGCCCUACCUUUCCCUUUGGCGUACCACCUUCCUGUCCUAUUAUGCUGUAGCAGAAAUGCACUUUGCUAACCUAACCUGAAAGCCCUAUAGAAAUGUGAGUUAAUAUUAUUAUUGUUCUUGUACAGUGUCCUGAGGCCUCGGGUAGGGGAAGGGCGAGGUCAAGGUCAGCCUCCUGGAGGGGUUCCAGGUUUGAAUCCCACCCUGAGUGAAAUGGAGAACUUUUGUACCCCCGACCCCAGGGACCCGAGUGGAGGUGUCCCUCCCGAAGCGCCCCAUGCUGAAGACGACUCCUUGCUGUUCCUGCCCCUGCCCUGGCUGCUGGUGUGAUGAGUAACACGACAGCACCCAGUGCCCCGAGGGCUGUCAGCGACUCCAUGGUGGGCUAUGUGCUCGGCCCCUUCUUCCUCAUCACCCUAGUAGGGGUGGUGGUUGCUGUGAUGAUGUACAUCCAGAAGAAGAAACGGGUGGACAGACUCCGGCACCACUUGCUGCCCAUGUACAGCUAUGACCCAGCAGAAGAGUUGCAUGAAGCUGAGCAGGAAUUGCUCUGUGAGGUGGGGGAUCCCAAGGUGGUCCAUGGCUGGCACAGUAGUUACCAGCACAAACGGAUGCCCCUGUUGGAUGUGAAGACAUAACUAGGGAAAAGUCCUUCACUGCCUGUUACAAGAGUUGAGUUGCUCAUUUCUGCCCAUCUCAGAACAGAGGCUUCCCCCAACCCGUUAUACCCAGCAGGACUUGCAACAAACAGUCCAUGGCUCUCUAGGAGGCUGGGGUCUCUUCCCCACCCUAAGGGACCCUAUCUACCAUGCUUCUUUGGGCAGACUUGUCCAUAGUAUCUCUUGGCCAACCCCCAAAUUGGAGGGGGAGGAGAGUACCCUGUCCCCUCCCAAGUAUUCUCCCAGCAUGCUCCUUUGUCCUUGCUAUCAGGUGCUGGGUUAUGGUUUCCUAGGGAGGGAUUUGUAGUGGAGUCCUGUCUCUAGGAAUGGCUUUGUUUCUAUUAUACAAUAUAUAUUUUGUAAAUAAAA